This is a messenger RNA of Centruroides sculpturatus (bark scorpion), 896 nucleotides long. Its product is annotated as phospholipase A2-like. The coding region runs from base 93 to 836 and encodes 247 amino acids. The transcript has 2 exons. The record is from RefSeq and is a predicted model, not a curated record. Gene Ontology annotation, biological process: phospholipid metabolic process; arachidonate secretion. Lineage: Eukaryota; Metazoa; Arthropoda; Arachnida; Scorpiones; Buthidae. Gene Ontology annotation, molecular function: A2-type glycerophospholipase activity.
CGGAGCAAACAACGAGUAACUUUUUAUGCACCAAACAUUUACCCGAAGGCAUCAAAGAGGUUCGUCUAUAUUGGCACCAUACCCUUGCAAAAAUGCAAACUACAGAAGAAUCUUCAGAAGAUUACGUAAGGCGACAGGUGACCGAUAACGAAACUUUCAUACAAUUAAUCUAUAAUUCCGAAGAUCGAUUAAUCGAUUGCGAAUUCUACAAUGAUCGUAACGCAAUAGGAAAUGUCAGACACAAAUUUCGUGAAGAUUUCGAAUGCUCGAAACGCCUAGGAGAUUCGAAAUCGAAGGAGAAAUGCUUCGAUGUGAAUUGUACCCAUUUGAACCAUAUAUCUGCCGAUUACGUCGACGUAUUGGAUUAUAAUGAAUUGGAGAAAAACUGUCGCCUCGUCCGUCGUCACGUUCGCCCGUCACUCAACAAACGAAAUCGUAGGGAUCUCUUUCUGUAUCCAGGUACCAAUUGGUGUGGUUCUGGAAGUUCCGUACGAAAAUUUAAUCAAUUGGGGUAUAAUGCCGCUUCGGAUCGUUGUUGCAGGGAUCACGACAUGUGCCCUUACGCUAUUCGAGCCUUCACUAACAAGUAUUACUUGUUUAAUUACAGAUUUCACACCGUCAGCCACUGCGAUUGCGAUGAAAGAUUUCGUGCCUGUUUGAAAUUGGCCAAUUCGCCGACAGCUAACAUGAUCGGAAGAUUAUAUUUUAACAUAGUCCAAACCAAAUGUUUUGUAUUCCACACUGAAAAUAUCUGUAGCAAAUGGUCUUGGUGGGGAAAAUGCCUCCUAUGGCAAAAUCAAAAUAGGGCUCUACUCAAAGCCUCCCCUUAUUAUUAAUUGACUUUUUUAAAAUCGAAUUUCAUUGUAUCGAAAUCCAAUAAAGAAUUACAUUUUUUU